UCUCAGAGCCAAACAGAUAAAGGACAGGAAACCAGUCUAUGCUGUCAUUCCCUUUAAUAAUAGCGAAAGUAGUAAUUUAAAGAAAUUCCAAAAGCAGUGAAGCAAAAGGGUGUUCUGGAUUAACAAAAUGCGGGAACCAAUCAUUUUUGUAGUGCAGUUCUUAUGUUUAGCGUUUUCAGCCAUAGGUGAUCCAAAUUAUGUUUACCAAGAACCAGUGAGUCUUUGUGCAGGUAAAGAAGUUUCAACCAAAUUUGAAUAUGGUGAUUCUAAAGUAGAAUUUAAUAACUUGACAGCAAUAAAUUGGACAUUUAGAAAGACCAAACAAGAAAGCACAGUAAUCUUCAGCUACUAUAAUAAACAGACAAAGUUCAAGGUGCGUGUUCCAGAAGGAAACCAAUUCAAAAACAAAGUAACAUGGAUUCCUAAUACAAUAAAUCUGAAGUUCAGUAAUCUAACAACAGAUGAUACAGGAUUUUUCGAUGUUUCUAUAACUAUUUUUGAAGCAGGGAAGGCUGAAAGUAAAGAUAAAAAUGGAACUUUCCAGCUGACUGUCAAUGAUCCAUGUGUAAUGGCCAAAGUGAACAAUGAGGGUGGCUGUACAAUGUUGACUUGUUCAACAAUGGAGGACAACCCAGUUUAUUCAUGGACUGGUCAAGAUGCUGAAGGAAAGACAGUCAGUAGCAUUGAAGUUUGUCCAAAGGAGGAAAUGAACUAUAGUUGUUGUGUUGAUGCCCAGAAGACCAAAUGUACAUCCUUCACAGCAGAAGCAGCUAAAGACAAUGGUGAGAAUGAUGGAGGAAUACCUACUGGAACUAUUGUUGGAGUUGUAGUUGCAAUAUUAGUAUUUGUGAUAAUAACAAUAGUUAUUGUUCUUGUUCUAAGACACAAGAGAAAAGGUAAAAAAGGGUACUCUGCAACAGCAACAAAUUAAAAACCUAGAAAUGAAAGAACAAGUUUUCGGAAAACAUCUUUACAAGAGGCAGUCAUACUUCUAGUUCCAUCUAUGGUGUAUUUAGAAAUAAAAGAUGAUAUAUCUUCACAAUGAAACAAAGAAGCUGGGAUAUAAUGUAAAACUAAAUAGACCCAUGCCUAUUUGGGUAUGGAUUAUAUGAUAAAUAUGUUGAAGAGGCAGAAGUAAAGAAAAUAUUGAAAAUAUCGGACCUGAAAUGAUGAUAUGGACAUUGACUGCAUUCACAACAGAUAGACAACUUUAUAUUUAUUAUAGCCCAGCUUUUUUAAUAUAAUUAUCAAAAUUCUCCUAAAGUAUCGAAAACAGAUUUUGAAAGUUGUAAAAUAACAAAUUAGAGGUGUUACGGUAUAUUUGGUAUUAUUUGAAAUAUUCUACAUCCCAUUCUGUCUUAAUUUUACAAUUAAUGUGCUAAAAUAAAUUGCCUAAAAAAUAAUCUCAGUAAUAUUAUCUAUAUGAUCUAUAGUUAGACAUUUGAACUAGAUGUUAAUGAUACCCAAGAAACAAAGGUGAAAUAUGUGUCGUAUCAGUGUUCUCCAAAGAGCAUUUUUAAAGAUUCUUUGAGAAACAUUUUUAUCUUAGAUUUAUUUUAAAAUUUGGCUUACCCUGAUGUUUACUGCAAAAAUUACUAUUUUGUUAUUUGGCACUAUGUCUGGAUUCUAUUUGCAAUUUCUUGGGAGAACACUGAGAACAUUUACAAUUAAAUGUAUUGGCCAGAUCAUUGUUAUGAAAACUUGUAAAUUAAUUGUUCUUCAUUUUAUUAUACCACCACUAUAGUAGUGGGGGCUAUAUUGCAAUCAGUCUGUUUGUCCAUCAAAUCUUUUCAUCGCACUUAAAACUACUAUACAGAAUGUUUCCAUAACUGUUUAGAAGCUUAACCGUGAUGAGUUGUAAAGAAGGAUUUAAGAUACCUACUACCUGUUUGCAAAUACUCAAAAUAUUUCUAUAUAUUGAAUGAAUUUAAAAAAGUUGGGAAACGUUUCUCCAAUACUACUAAACAUAAUGACUUCAUAUUUGAUCCGCAGCUCAAUAGUUAUGAGUAGUUAUUCUGUACAGAACUGUAACAGUGUAAGAUAUAGUAUCUUAUAUUUGGCCUUUUUAGUUUAAUUUGUUAUGUUUGUAGAAAGAUGAAAUUGAGACUGUUUUAGAAAGGGUACAAUUGCAGCUUCCGUCUUAAAAAAGACAAGAGUGGGAAAGUUAUACUGCAUCUUUUAUAUGAUUAAAAGAGACAUCAACCUCAUGACAGAAAAAAGCAAAAGUCAUGUAGAGGUAUAUGGUCUAAAAUAAUAGACAAGUAAAAAUAUUAAGUUCUUAAUUACCAAAAUCUAAAAAUAAAUUGGUUAAUAAAUUUAACUGAGAUGAUCAAAAAGUAUCUGUUUGUAGGCUUCUUCAAGAAAGACAGUUGUAAAGCCUUAUACAACAUUAUAAUCUCUCAGUAACUUUGUAACAUUCAGGUUUCCUUCAAUUUUAUUUACUAAAUGAACUAUUUGGAAUAUACACGGCCAAGUUUUAAACACUUCUAAAUAAAUUCAAAUUUUCAAGUUUUAUGAUUAUUAGAAUGUAAAACAUUAAUUGGAACAAUUUUAAUCCAGAAAAAAAAAAUAUUCCUGGUUUUAAAAAUGGAAGAUUCAAUAUUAUUUUUCCCUACAAAGAUUUUAAAGUUUGAAGAAGAUAUAUACAUGCUGCAGUUAUUCUUGUGUAGGGAGAGCAAUUUUGUAAAUUGUGUUAACCAGGCUAUCUAUUAAGUGUGAAAAAAAACUUGCUUUUAAAGUGCUUGGCAUAUUUGAUGUGCAAUUGUAGUUGAUCUUGUGGCCUUAAACAUGAAACUGUUUAAAUUUCAAAUGUUCAUAUAAGGUGUUUGUUGUUGUUUUUAUAGUGUAGUAAUAUUAACAAUGUUUACAUAAAUGUGUGUGUGUGAUUUAAAGAUAUGCUGUUUUAUAAUUUAAGAGAGCAUAAUAAUGUAAAAAGUUAGCAUAGAUUAAGUGAAUAAGACUUUAUACUUGCUGACAGGGUUUUAUAUCUAACUGUGACACUAUUAUUUUAAUUAAUUGAUAUUUUAGAAUAUAUGUUUGAAUGGGUAGACAUCAUUGAUGUUCAGCGUUUGACUUGUUAAGCAAUGAUGAAACAAUUUUGAUACAAUGUUACUAGCCUCAUACAAAAGCAGUUGUUUGACAAUAGAUUGAUGAUGCAUUCACAGAAAUAAGUUUGAAAGGGCCCAAAUAAUUUACACAAAAUGUCUGACUUUCUCUGAAAAUUUAUGUCUAUUGUUUUUAUUUUACAAGGGGACAAAAAAUAGCCUUUUCUCCCCUUUAAGAAAGGAAGACAUAUUGUUUUAGUAUGAUUUCUUCUUCCUCUGGUAUCACAGCAAUAUAGCCCUUUUCUGUGCUGAUGCACCAUAAAGCAAUCACCAAUCAAUCUUCCUCUGGUUAUUUUUGUUCACUUACAACAUUUUCUAGGUCAUAAAUUGUUUAUUCUUUUGACAUUCUUCAGAUAUUUAUAAAAAGAAACUGAAACAAUAUGUAUUUAAACUUAUGCUUUUCAUGUUUGAUCAAAAUUUGGGGAGAUUAGAAAUAGGAAAUGAAAUUCUCUCUUAAUUCAUUUUUAAGCUCACCUAGCCUAAAGGGCCAUUUAAUUCCAGGAAAAUGCUACUACCCAGAUAUAUUUAUUUAUAUUUCAGAAUAAUGUAUUUGUUCAGCCGGAAUAAAAGAUGUGAACUGUCUGAUUUUUUUUUUCUUCUGGCCUUCCGUGUUUAUUAAUGGUACCCUGUCAAGUGUGUAAUAGUUUUUAUACAAGUGAAAGUAGAGAAAGAAGAGAACAAAAAUAUAAGUAGGCCUUUACUGUGUUUUUUCACCUUCAGUUCAUUAUGAUUAGUAUUAUUUUUGUAUGGCUUUGACAAAUACUUGAUGUGCCAAUUUAUUUUUGUUUUUAUAUAUUAAACAUUAUGUUUAUAAGUUCAUUAUUUAGAUAUCUAGGGCUAAAUAAACGUAUAUCAUGAACUGUACAUAAUUUCAUAAAGCACUGCCUUACAAGAAACAAGUAAAUCUCCACAUUAAGGUAGCUGGGGUGUCUUCUUCCAUCUUGGAUUUUGAAAUAGCAGAUAACAAUCAGUCUAGAUCUGUAAUGAAAUGUGCAAAUUUCACGAGUAGUGUGUAAUUCAUGUGGAAUACCUUUCAUGUUAAUAUAGUAAAAUAUGUGUUGAUUCAUAUGUUACGGCUGUAUUUAAAAAAAGAAAUAUUUUUAUUUGAUUCUUUUUUUUCAACUUUGCCACAUAAGUGGAGAUAACUCAGGUAAAGUAACUUUUAUAAUAAAAUGUGAUGUGAAUUUACCUAUCUUAUUAUGUAGGAAGAAAAUGAGUCUGGGAACCCAAUGGGCCAAGUGAGCUUUUCUCAUCACUUGGCGUCUGUUGUCUAUUUUCGUCGUCGUCCAAAAUCUUCUCCUCUGAAACUACUGGGCCAAAUUUAACAAAACUUGGCCACAAUCAUUAUUUGGGUAUCUAGUUAAAAAAAUGUGUCCGAUGAUCCCGCUUGCCAACCAAGAUGGCAGACAUGGCUUAAAAUAGAACAUAGGGGUAAAAUGCUAGUUCUGUCUAUUAUUUUGAAAACCGUUAUAAAUAGAGAAAAUCUGACAGGGCAAAAAUGUUCAGAAUGUUAAGCUCUACCAAUUGUUCAUACGACUUCUUAUAUGAGUUAUUGCCCUUAAAUGAUAAAUUUAACCUUUUUUUUUUUUCAUUUUUGCCUAUUAUCUUGAAAAUUAUGAUAGAUAGAGAGAAACUUUGAUUGCAAAAAUGAUCAGGAAGACAAGUUCUACAAAUAAGUCUCAUAAUCGAAAUUGUCAGUCGACUCCUUACUAAAGUUAUUGCCCUUUAAUGACGAUAUUUACCAAUUUUCUGCGUUUUUGCCUUAUAUCUUGAAAAUUAUAAUAGAUAGAUAGAAUCUUCAAUAAGCAAGACUCGAUCUACAAUAUUGACAAUAUGGAGUAAAUGGUCUGACGGCUCCUUAUUGGAGUUAUUGCCCUUUAAUGACGAUUUUUACCAUUUUUUUUGCGUUUUGCCAUCUAUGAUAAAAAAUAUAAUAGAUAAAUAGACACUUUAAAUUACAAAAAUAAACAGCAAGGCAAGAUCUACUAUAAAAUCAAAUUUUGCUGAUAUAGUUAGUAGACUGUCACUCUUUAUAGGAUUGAUUGCCCUUAAAUGAGGAUUCUUUUUUACCCUCUUGUGUGUUUUGAGCAAAAACUAAAAAAGAUAGAGAGAAAUUAAACAGACUAAAUGAUCAGUAAAACAAGAUCAACAAAACAGAGAUUUUUGUCAUGAAUUCUAUUCUUGUCUACAAUAUUGGAGAGUGUCCUUUAUUAAAUAUGCACUGUGUGUGCCACAUAAACCAAGGUGUGCGACACAGGCUCUUUAGUUUCUUUUUCUUAUCUGAAAGCAUAUUAUUAGAGCUAUCUUCUCAUAGUUUAUCUUUAAAUUCUAUGGUGUAGUUUUCAUUUUAAUCACACAAAAUUGGGUUUUCCAUGCAUAAUCUAUACAAAAUCUGACAAAUUUGCACAACCUGUUGCGUGAAAAAAGUCUGGUGACCAUACUUUUUAUAUUUUUGAAAAAAAGCAUGUUAUAAACUACUUGACAAAUUAUUAAAAAAUUCUAUGGAUAUUAAUUUAGACCCCCAAUCUACCUUAAAUCGUCAACCUUUUAAGAAAUGAUAGUCUUUUUUUAUAAGAAAAUAAAGGCCAUGCACAUUAAAUGUUAUCCUAUGACAUAGGAUAGUACAAAGCAAGAUUCAUAUCACAUUAUCAUAUUCUUGUCCUGAAUAUACAAUUCAUUUGCCACUGGAUGUUACAGCCAUUCAUCUAGCCAUCAUCCACAAUAACAGAAAAAAGUAUUUGACAAUGAGAGGAUUGUAAUUUCUAUUUAUCUGAAGUUAAAAAUUAGAAACAGUGGUCAAAACACCCACGAAUCUCGAAAUUUAAGCAAUUGGAUGAUGUUUUUUUAUAAAAUGUAAAAUGGUAAGGAUAUUUUGUAUUUUUUUCAAUACCUGUAAAUUUUUAUCAGUAUUUUUUUAAUAGUUAUAUUUCAGAAUAUUCUAAUGUUUAUCUUAUUAUAAGAACUUUCAAUUCUAUUUUCGAUUUUGUUCUUGUUUGAUUAAAUUUUUUCAACUCAGCCAUAUAAGGGGAGAUAACUUAUUUUUAUAAAGGAAUGUAUAGUUAAUUUACCUAUUUUGUUUUGAAGCAAGAAAAAGAAUUCUGUUACACAAUUUUUUUUUAUUUCCUUAUAAGAGCUUACUUAUCAUAUUUUAUUUUGAAAUUCUAUCAUUCAGUUUUCCUUCUAUUUACACAAAAUUGAAUUUUCCAUGAAUAAUCUAAACACAUCUGACAAUUUUGCACAACCUGUAAGUUGAAAAAAGUUCUAUGACUCAUACCUUUUAUUAUAGUUUUGAAAAAAAGCAUGAUAUAAAUUAUAUUUUGGCAAAGUAUUAAAAAAUUCUAUUAUUUUUCAUAUAGACCCCCUAUCUACUUUAAUAAAUUUUUAUUACAUACUGAAAGAAUAAUUUUGGGAAGGGGUUUGCCUGAAAUAAAAAUCUUUCUUAAAGUAUUGUGAAAGUUGGAUGUUCAUGGAAAAUAUAUCUUUUUUGUGUUAUCAAUUUAACUCAGAUUAUUCAAACUUUUUUAGAAUGUAUGAGUAUAUAAUGAAGAUAUGGACUUGACUCUAUGUUCAAGUUUGUAGAUUUUUUUUGGAGUUUAAAAGAUUGUGAGUUAAAGGCAAACGCUUAGCAGCAAUAUGGAUGAGGGGUAUCCAUCUUUUAUUAUAUUUUAUUUACUUUAUCUAAAAUUGAGUAAGAAAUUGAAAAGCUAGAAAAUAUCUCUGCUUGGAAACUAUCUAUAUUUGUACUAUGGGAACAUUUUUUACCAAUAAAUCAUCUGGGAUUAUCUGUGCUGAUCACACAGAUAAGUAACUUCUCUUAGCAUUUUAAAUUCUAAAAAAAAUUAAUUGACUUGGUCAGAAUGAUAUUGAAUUAUAAAAAAGUUUAUUUGAAUACAUUUUUUGAAAUUUGACAUUAAAUCAAUACCAAAAUUUUGCCACUUCUGUAUUUAUUAAAGGAAUUGUUUGCUGUUUUCUUGUGUUUAUAGUAAUUUAAUUUACAAAACAUUUGUAAUACAGAUUCAGUUAUGUUUAAAUUUGUUCAUUAUCCAUGUUUUUAGUUCUACACCAAUAAAAUUGGCAAAUUCAUUGUUUUGAAGUUUCUGUUGAUCACUCCUAGUCUUCACCUUAUUUUUGUAAAGCAGCCAUAACAAAUGUAAAUAAAUUUUACCAUUUACCAUUCAUUUUAUACAUCGGUCAUAUAUUUCAUUUCAUAGUUUUAAAGAAUUUAAUAUUUUUAUGGAUUUGAUUUUUGAAGUUUUUGUUAACAGUUUUAUGAUUCAAGUGUAUCAGUAUAUCAGAUUGGAUAUCUAUACUUUAAGAGGAUUUUGUAUUGCAAUGUUUUUCAUCAAGCAAAAAAAAAGGAUUAGUAACUUGUUAAAUUUGAUUUUGUAUGAUAACAUUAUUCUAAAUCAUUUUCAAAUGUAAUAAAUACUGUAUUUUGGAUAAUCUUCAAUGAUUUACUACAAUAAACAAAAUAAAUGCAUGAAAAAAGUUCUGAAUUAACAUUUUAUGAUCAGGAAUAUAGUUAAUAAGAAAUGAAAUAGAAUAUGUAAAUAAAAUGUCAUAAUAUUAGAUGUAAAUUUUUUUAGAAAAAAUAUUUAAUCCAUGUAACAAUUAGGUAGUUUUAUACGUACACAUUAUACUUACAUCAAUUUAAAACCUAAGAUUUGGUUAAAAAGUCAGUGUUAAAAUAAUAACAUAUAACUUUUUUUGGAAGUUCUUGCAUACAUUGGUAAUUUUUUAGGAUAGUCAAAAUGGCAAAAGCAAUGAGUGUACUUUUCAUAGAGAUCAAAAUUAAGGUUCUGUGAGAAUGAAUAGUUUUGAUUGAACUAUAUGUAUUCUUUGUAUAAUUGCACAAGUAUUUAGAUUUUACAUUUUUUUUCUCCAUAUUCCCCCUUAAUAUUCAAUCCAAAUUAUAGUAAAAUCCCUGGACCUGACCUUCUGGUAUUUAGUUAUUGAAAUACAUCACUAUUACUCUAGAUUACUCUAGUCAUCUACAACACUUCCUUUUUGAAAGUACUAACAUAUGUAAGAUAUUUUGGGAUCGUAUCAUUACCAAAUAUUUAGCUAUUAAUUAUUUCAAAGAAACAAGGACAUUACCUUAAUCAGGAAGAUUUUUAUCAGUCAUUAAGCUUUUGAUUUUGCCAUUUUAUAAAAGACUUUCUGUUUUGAAUUUUCCUUGGAAUUUCGGUAUUUUUGUUAUUUUACUUUUUAAAUCGUUACAGGUGUUUUUUAGAUUAUACCUGUUUAUAUUCAGUAAUCAUUUUUUGGUACUCAUAGAUGUAUAAAACAUGUUAUUAUAAACCAGUGCUUAGCAUAUAAAUGCAAUGUUGUUUUUAGACUAGUUUUAUCAGAUAUAAUAUUAAAAAAUAUAUUAAUGUAAAAUUUUUAAUUAAACACCUUUUAUUUGAAUUUGCAGAUGAUUUAUUUUCUUUAGACAGAUAUUCAAAUAAUUAAGUAAAGCAUAGUGUUUCACAUGAAUUGUUAUUAUGGAGUCUAUAAAAGGGGCAUUAGCUACGAGAUAUAAAAAAAAUUAAAAUAUGAAAUUUUUUUUCAUUCAUUAAUGAAAGUGAAAUAGUGAAAUAUUAAUUCGCUUUUAGCAGGCAAUUUUGUGCAAAUUUGUCAAAUAUGCAAAGAAACAUCGCUGAUGAAUUAUUCACUUGCAAGUUAAUAAUUUGACCUCAUUGAAUACAUAUUCAUGUGACCUUCAAUUUAACCCCUUAGCUGGACAUGGGUUACGCAUGUAUUUAGCUAUGAAAAGGAAAAGAAUGUCAACAUUGAAAGUGAAACAAGGAUGAAUCACAUGGUUGACUGAUUCGAUCCACAAAAAAUCAUUCUUAUACAGGUAAAAACAAUGAUAAACAUACUUUUAAACCUACAAUAUUGAAUCAAACAGACUUAGAAACAUAGAAUUGCAUGUGGUCACUAUCUAUUUAUUUUUAUGUUUAUAUUGGGUUAUAUGACCGUCAGCAGUCUUCGGAGGACAUCUCGAUCAUCUUGACGGUUAAUUAGAUGACGUCUAUACAAAAAUACACACAAAAUGUUGAUACACAUAUUGAGGCCAUGCAUUGUUAACUGUUUGUGUUUGGACUUUUUUAAAUUUUGAAUACAUUUAAGUAUGUUAUAAAUCAAAUAUAAGAAUUUGAGUCAAAUCGGUAAACAUGAUUUUGACAGCUAAUGCCCCUUUAAGUUAUUUUUUUACUAUUAUAUGUAUUUCAGUGAUUCAUUAUGAAUCACUGUUAAGAAUCUUAACACAAAUCAGUCAUGACUUAGAUAUAAUAUUGAUCAAUCUAUUAUUUAAAAGUACCCAACAAACAAUCAAACAGGUAAAAAUCAUGUUAAGAAAAUUUCUUGGAAGGUUUUUGUAUAAAUAACCUUUAAUUUGGAAUUUAUGUGCAGGAAUUGUUUAAUUAAAGUACUAUUUAAAUCAGAUGGUAGAUACCAAAGUGACAUUCAUAAGUCACAGAAAAACUGACAAUUCAAUGUCAAAAAAAUACUAAAAGACAAACAACAGUCUACAAAACCAGUAUUGUCAAACAUUUUUGUGUGAAUUUAUUAAUGUGAUUGUUGAAAACUGGAAAAAAACUAGAUUUAUUAUCACCAUAUUCGGAAAUGCUAUACAGUAUAUGCAAAUAAUGAUAUCAAAAUUUAAAAAUUGGAUUUUUCUAUUGUCUUGUCUACUACAAAAGUCACAAAAUGCAAGACACAGGGAUUACAAUCCAGCGAUGGUGAUGGCAUAAAAUAUUUGUAUAAAGCUUUACUUUUCAGAAAGUAGAAGACCUGGAUGAUUCAUACUUUGUGUGCAGAUACAUUUAUCUAAAAAAGUUUCCUUCUGUCAUAUAUCCAUUGUCCUUUACCUUAUUUUCAUGAUUUAGUGAAUGCUGGAACAAAAAUUACAGUUUUUAUUUGUCGAGUGAAAUACUAACUUAUUGUGAGUAAUAGGAUAAAUAUUUUUAUAUAUGGGUUCCUUGCAAUGGCUUCAUAUCAGUCAGUAAGGGUUCACCUGACAUCGACAUCAUUUCAUGGAUCAGUGAUUACUGUUAAAGUUACAUGGUCAACUAUAUUUGGUGUCUGGAAUGAUUGAAAGGUGUACAUGUCUGUAUGGCAGGUGUCAUAUGACAUUGUCUUUAUUCAGGGUUAAUUGGUCAGUGAUAAGUUUUCGUGAAUUUGUCAGUUAAUCAGAUACUACCAGCAAUACUUAAACUAUAUUUGGUGUAUGGCAUGAUUGUUAGGUGUACAUGUCUGUCUGUCAGGGUUCAUAUUACCUUUGCUCAUUUUCAUGGUUCAUUGGUCAAUGUUAAGAUUUUGUGGUUUAAACCGUUUCUCGGGUACUAUAAGCGAUAUGACCUAUAUAUUUGGUGUAUGGAAUGAUUGUCAGGUGUACAUGUCUGUCUGGCAUUAUUCAUCUGACUGUGACCUCAUUUUCAAAGAACAUUGAUAAUAAUAAGUUUAUACAAUACUUGUAGUAAAACCUUCAUAUUACAGACUAUCAACAUAAAUUCAUAUGUUAAGCAGGCGAGACAUUUUAGAUUGUGCACUCUUGUUAUUACAAAAGAAAUGUUGCUCAAUUAUAAAAUUAUUGCAAGAUGUUUGAAUUAAUGUUAAACAAAGAAAAAUAAUAUAAAACUAGGAAUUGCAUUUUACAAGAAAAGAAUAUUUUUCAUGUUUGUAUUAAGAAGUAGACUAUUUGAUUGGAUAAUUUUUGAAGAGUGGAGGAUACUGUGUAAAUUCUCUCUUUUACUCUUUAUGCUUAUGUUUUUUGUCUGCUUUAAGAAUAAAAAUCACAUAAUA
Molecule: messenger RNA, 10892 nt
Organism: Mytilus californianus (California mussel)
Lineage: Eukaryota; Metazoa; Mollusca; Bivalvia; Mytilida; Mytilidae
Exons: 7
Coding region: 128-931 (267 amino acids)
Source: RefSeq, a predicted model, not a curated record